Messenger RNA from Papaver somniferum (opium poppy), 693 nucleotides. RefSeq names its product proline-rich receptor-like protein kinase PERK10. Bases 1 to 693 code for a protein of 230 amino acids. The record is from RefSeq and is a predicted model, not a curated record. Lineage: Eukaryota; Viridiplantae; Streptophyta; Magnoliopsida; Ranunculales; Papaveraceae. The transcript has a single exon.
AUGAAAGCUCAAAACCCGCAACCCAAAACCCUAAACUUCCUUCCAAAUUCACCAUCAAACAUUCCACCAAGAGCUUCAACAUCUACCCCGCAACCAUACCCUAUCAGUCAUGAUACUCAUCCCACUCUAUACCCUACCCUUCCACAAAAUCCAAUCCAAAACCCAUUAGCACACCCUCCACCACCACCACCGCUGACCACCGUUUCAAGACCGAUCCCAAUUAGACUCGCCCCAGCAAUGACCCAGCAAGGACUCAACUGGAACCCAGUCCCCCCAAAACAAAACACUGCUGCUACAUUCUCGGCGAAUUCCAAGGAACGUACACAGCCUGUCAUUAUCUCUGACACAGAAGCUUCACCAUCAACGAUUCCUGUCUCUGCACCAAGUUCCAAGGACUAUGUUAGCCGAAAGAAUGUCUUUUCUGAAAGCUCUUUGGAAAGGGCCCACGAUAGCGGGUCAGUUUACCCAAAUCCUCCAUCCAGCUCACCCUUUACCCGACCCGCUCAACCUGUCGACCCGGAUUCACAUCCAACACCACAGCACCAGAUACCAGUUACAGACGGAGUUGAACUUGGGCCUGGGUCUGAUCGAGCCAACAACACAGCUACAGAAAAAGGCAAAGGAAAAGCAACUGGGCUUAGUGAAUUUAAGUUAUUUAAUGUGAUUUUUUUACCUUUAACUCAAAAUUGUUAG